GUUGAUUGCCGUCACGCGACAUGGCGUCUCUACCGCCGCGCCCCGCGUCGCAACGCCGACGCUCGUCUCCGGCCGAGCCAUCUCACUCCCACCCAGAGCAAGGCCCAACACGCAGCCUGUCGGGUCAAUCGGUAGACUCGCAAACACUCUUGCUCAACUCUCGGUCGUCACACGCGUCUCUGGAGCAGCAGGAAGAGCGAGAGGCUCCCGCCCAACAUUCCGCACCGCAAGAAGACGAUGAACCCCGCAAGUGCUGGAUUUGUUUCAACGACGAGACAGAAGACGACGAGACAAGUUCAGAAUGGCGCAACCCGUGUGCGUGCUCGCUGGUGGCGCACGAACAGUGUCUACUCGACUGGAUAGCAGACAUGGAGGCGCCAAACUCGCGGCGGCGGGCCGGCACGUCGGCGGGAAAGAUACUAUGUCCACAGUGCAAGAGCGAGAUCAAGGUGCAGCGGCCGCGCAGCUAUGUCGUGGAUGCCGUGAGGGGCGUCGAGCGCCUGGCGGGAACUCUGUUGCUGCCUGGGUUCGCUCUGGUGACGGGCACGGUGCUAUACUCGACUCUGUCGCUAUCAGGGACUGCGACAAUAUACCAGAUAUUCGGCACGGAGGAUGCGUUGCAGAUUCUCGGCCCGCUAUACCAGCCGCCAGACCGAAGAGUCAACUCAGUAAUGAUGCAGUGGCUCGAGCAUCUGCGACGACACUGGAGGUUGGAUCUGGGGCUCCCUCUGAUACCCACGGUGCUUGUUGCGAGCAGAACCACCUUUGCCGACUCGUUUCUGCCCUUUCUUCCGCUCAUCUUCUUCGUCAGCUCAGGCCAGCCAGGCGAUGAGCUGAUGCAGCUGCAGUGGCCCCCAAGCGCCGCCUUUUCCUUUGCCGCACUGCCAUAUAUCCGCGGCGUUUACAAUGCAUACUAUGAACGCGUGUGGCUGCCGCGAGAGCAGCAGUGGCUCAAGGAGAUACAGCCUCGAGCAGGUGAGGACGCAGAUGCCGACGGGCAAGUAGAGGGCGAGCACGAGCAUGCACACGAUCAGGACAAUGCAGACGUAGUGGAGGAGGUGGAGAUUGAGCUGGACUUUGACAUCUUUGCCGACUGGAACGAUGGCGGUGAUGCAGACAACGAAGCGCGCCCUGCACCACAAGACGCAGACGACGACGCCGACAUUCCCGAACUGGUUGAAGUCGGGCCCCAGGCAAAUCCCGCACCCGCUCCAAACGUGCCCAUGCAACCCGCCGCCCAGCGACCCCGACGCGUACGACGCGAACGCGGCGUCACCUUUUCCACCACAUCGCUCGCAGACACCAUUCUCGGCGCUCUCCUCUUCCCGACCAUUGCCGCGGCAAUCGGUGAACUUCUCAAACACACCCUCCCUUCCUCCUGGGUCCAUUCCCCCACCGGCGCUCCCCCUGCAUCCUGGCUUGGAGGCCUGGUCAAAAACAGCGGCAGAGUCGGAGGCGUCGGCAAGCCAACUGGCUUCUUACAAACACGCUGGGGCCGAAGCAUCGUCGGCGGAUGCAUGUUUGUCGGACUCAAGGACGCCAUUAUGCUCUACGUCCGGUGGAAAACCGCGCAGAAUCAUCGUAAAAGGGGCAUUUUGGAUUAUGACGGGACGAAGAGGAGGGCAGGGAAAUAAUCUCUUCGUUAGUGGUGAGUUGGACGGAUGGAGAAGAGUUUUGUAUACAGAAUUGCAUGGCCUAGGUACUGUUGGCACGCUGUAUUAUAUUGAUUUCAGGGUUUACUACUGACUCACUCGUAUUGCUCUUGUUGCCCCUGGUGCUUCUACUCGAAUGGUCUGGAAAGAUGGAUAGUAUUAGCUCACAAGACAUGUUU
Exserohilum turcica Et28A is the source of this 1831-nucleotide messenger RNA. RefSeq lists its product as uncharacterized. The record is from RefSeq and is a predicted model, not a curated record. The transcript has a single exon. Lineage: Eukaryota; Fungi; Ascomycota; Dothideomycetes; Pleosporales; Pleosporaceae. The coding region runs from base 21 to 1634 and encodes 537 amino acids. Gene Ontology annotation, molecular function: zinc ion binding.